UUGCCCAUAGGACAGUGUGUGCUUUAGUAUUAGAUCUUGACAAUGAAAAAAAAAUCUAUGAAUAUCAUCAAGGAAGUGAGAUCCGAUAUAACAAAUGACGUAUCGUUAUGUACAUCCAGUUAGAGCAUGGAAAUAGGCUAGACUUGAGUCAACAUUCAACUUGAACGCUGUCACCAUCAUAUUCCACGUAACUCACAAGGGGAGAAGGAAGACAAAAUCCAGAUGUAGCUUACACGUAUGUCAAGGCCAACCGGUAUUGGAAGAACGACAGAGAAAGAGAAAGAGGGGGAGAAAACGAAGAGCUCGAAGUGAAAGGGCACAUAUUCCACCUUCUUUCUCUAGCGGUUGUUCAGAAAUGAAAUCCAAAACUCAAGUUGAUGACCCCAUAUUUUUCUACGAAAACUCGUCAGGACGAUGAGCGUCGGUAAUAGUGACACUGUUCAGGUCCUCUUCAUCCGCUGCUAUUGCAGUUGGAACUUAGAAUUGGAAGAUACUUGAAUCCGGAAUUGAAUAAACGAGGAGCUAAAUCGCCAUUUGUUUAGGGUAUUUAUAUAUUAACAAGACAACCUACUGAUAUCUCAUUCCAUUCCAUUUGUUUGACAUUAAAGGAGCUCCAAGUGUUACUUCAAUGGACAGGGGGGAGUUACGGCAACGGUAACGAUUGCUGAAUCAUGAGGGUGAGUCUCAUGCGAAUAAUAUUCCUCUUCGGAUCUAUGUUUCUUACGACAUGCGUCGUCAUCUUCGUUAACUACCCAACAUCUUAUGGGACUAGAGAAGACGAGCGAACUGUAGAUAGACUUCGCAGAUUGAAUACACUUGAACACCGAAUCUUAGGAGGACGUUUGUUGCAGGUAUCUCAGCCGAAAGGACAAGAAUACAUAUUCUCGAACAAAACCUCGAUCGACAAAAAUAUAACAAAAAGCAUUAGCAUCAAGGGAGAAGAGCUUCCUAAACCUCACAACAACAUAAAAAGGAUAAAGGUGAACAUUAAAGGAGAAGGGCCUCCUAAACCUCAAAACAACGUUAAAAGUGAAGAGGCGCCCAAACUUGACAACAGCAUCAAAUAUGAAAAGGCACCAAAACAUGACAACAGCGUCAAACAUGAAGAGACAUCAAAACUUGAAAACAGCGUUAAAACAUGCAAACACCAGAGGGCGCCAGAUCGCAUGGAGAACUUGUUUGGGGAACAGUUCAAUCGAAGCAUUACCCCAUUCAUGACAUUAUCCUCAUUACAGUCUGCUAGCUCCACCAGAUAUUCUCUUCCUUUUGGUUUCCGUCGAUUAGAAGGAGCAACAAGGUCUCUUCUUGAAAAAUUACCCGAUACGGAUAUUCCGGCAGAUAUCAGAAAGCUGUCGUGUCGUCGGUGUAUUGUGAUCGGGAAUGGAGGUUUAAUGAAAGGGGCCCAGCUUGGAAGUGAGAUAGACAAAUACGACGCGGUAUUCAGAUUGAACACGGCGCCCAUCAAGGGAUACGAAACUGACGUUGGGUCGAAAACUACAGUACGAAUUGUUUAUCCCGAGAGCUCGGUUCUCAGCCCAGAUGUCUACGCUCAGGACUGGACUUUGCUUGUCGUUGCAUUCAAACAGGUCGACCUCCAGUGGAUCGACUACAUCAUAGAAGGUCGUGACUUGAAAAAACUAAAGGGAUUCUGGCACCCGACUGCGGAUUUUGUGCCGAAACCGAGAAAGGAUAUUCGAAUAUUUAAUCCGGCAAUCAUAUCAGAACUUUCAGCUAAUCUCAUCGGAUUUAAGAUAGCGAAGGGCAAAAUGGAUAAGAAUGUACCGACUACGGGUUCAAUGGCGAUUAUGGUGGCGCUAAGGUUCUGCGACGAGAUAUCAGUGGCAGGGUUCGGCUACGAUAUCAAACGCCCAGAUACACCGAUCCAUUACUACAGCUCAGAGAAAACCAAAUCCAUUAUGUCAUCGUUUACCCACGGAAUCGACCUCGAGAAGAAAUUCCUUCACAAACUGGUCAAGCAAGGAAUCAUCAAUGAUCUCACAGGAGGUCUUCGGAACCAACUCUAGACCAAUUUGUCCAUCACGUAUUUUUAUACAACCAGCAGCCGAUCAACGCAGGUCUACGAUUCAGUGCUGGUAAAAAACGCAAUGCGCGCAAUCAGGUGCUUGAUGGGAAUUUAAAAAAGUGCGCGCAGUCAUCCAAAUUGAGAAUUGUAUUUUAUUGUGGAAUAUUUGAUUUGGUGUAAUAGAGGUGGUUAUUUACCAUAUUCAGAUUCAGAUUCAGUUUUAUUUCCAACAGAAAUAACAAAUAUUGAUACAAAUC
Lytechinus variegatus (green sea urchin) is the source of this 2280-nucleotide messenger RNA. RefSeq names its product lactosylceramide alpha-2,3-sialyltransferase-like. The record is from RefSeq and is a predicted model, not a curated record. NCBI's taxonomy places the organism in Eukaryota, Metazoa, Echinodermata, Echinoidea, Temnopleuroida, Toxopneustidae. Gene Ontology annotation, molecular function: sialyltransferase activity. The coding region runs from base 672 to 2024 and encodes 450 amino acids. The transcript has 9 exons.